This is a messenger RNA of Sander lucioperca (pikeperch), 1006 nucleotides long. RefSeq names its product complement component 8, gamma polypeptide (gene c8g). Gene Ontology annotation, cellular component: membrane attack complex. Bases 167 to 829 code for a protein of 220 amino acids. Gene Ontology annotation, biological process: complement activation. The record is from RefSeq and is a predicted model, not a curated record. Lineage: Eukaryota; Metazoa; Chordata; Actinopteri; Perciformes; Percidae. The transcript is spliced from 7 exons.
UCUUUCUGUGUCUGUGUUUGAGUAAAGCAGAUUGGGAAGAGUAGAUAGCAGACAGAUGGGACAGAAAAUCCAAUACUAAAGGAAGGAAAAAAACUGAAUACAGGAACCUGAGCAACCCUAUAAAAGAAGAAGACGGAUUCUUGUGUGUAUUAUUGCAAGUGGUAGGAUGGCUGGAGUAUGGCGUUGCAUGUUGGCAGUGGUGGUGUUGAUGUGUGUGUGUCUGUGGGGUUCCACUGAGGCUGUAGGGGGGGCCAAGAGUCGACCGAGACCCCAAAAACGACCUCCCAAGAAGCCAAAGGUCGACCCUAUUGACUUGACCCCAGCUGCACAGAACAUAGACAUACAACAGAUGGCAGGAACAUGGUACCUGCUAAACACUGCCUCCAAAUGCUCUUACCUGAUGACUCAUGGAACCAAGGUGGAGCCUACAGUCAUGAUUCUCACACAUUCCUCUGACCAAACACUGUCUGUCAGUACUAAAACACGACAUGAUCACCAGUGUUGGGAGAUAUUACAGGUCUAUGAUCUAACACCGACCACUGGCAAGCUAACACUUAAAGGAACUCGUUCUGAGCUGAACACUGAGAUAGUGAUCGGGGAGACGGACUACAACUCCUAUGCUAUCAUGUACUACCAGAAAAUGGGCAAGAUCACCAUGAAACUCUAUGGCAGGUCUGUAGAUAAUCUGUCAGAGACAAUGUUGACCAAGUUUGAGCAGCUUGCUGAAAAACAGGGUUUGGGACUGGCCUACCUCUUCCCCUUCCCCAACUACAGUCACUGUGGCAGUGUGGACAAGGACCAUGUAAUCAACUGUGUCCCCGCAUGCUGAGGAGGCAGAGCUGUGCAACAGACAGAUCCAGCCUUGCCGUGUUCGGCAGUUCUCACACGAAUAACUGAAUAUUGCAUAAUUUAGGUUGUUGAAAGACUGCACCAAGUUCUUAAAAUUGUAAAACUGUCAAUUUUCAAUGUUGCCAGUUAGAGCUAAAUAAAACAAAAUGGAGCACAA